AUGCCGAUGCCAGAGCAGUCGGAAGAGCAGCCGACUGAAUCUGCCCAGCCGAAGCCGAAGAAGCGGAAGAGAAGCCGACAUGAAGAGAGCGGCCAGAGAAGGUGCACAAAUGCCUAUUGUCACAUUGAGGAACCUCCUGUUCGAGCUGUGGGUCCAACGAUCCAGAACGAGCAUGUAUCCAGUCUGGAGAAUCGAAUCCGCCACCUUGAGCAGGAGCUUCUAAGAACUAGAUCUGGUGACCAUGGUUUGAUCGAGCACCCGCCAAAUAAUGCCUCGCAAGAACGCAAUACAUCGACUGCGUCGUUCAACACCACCAACCACUUCUCAGAGCGAGAGCUUGCGACCAACCAACAUGUUUCUCGGGAAAGAAUGAGAUCACCGCCAAGUGCCAUCUCGAUCAUUGUCAACGUACAGCACUCCCAGUCGCACAAAUUCCCCGUUCUUGAGCCUGAAGUGGGGACUUCUUCGCCUAUAUUGAUCUACGGAGCUCAUGCACCGACGCUCUCCCUCAUACAUCCGCCUGAGGAAGGACUGGCUGAGAGAAUAGUCGAGACAGCAUACUCUUACGUUCAAGCUCGAUAUUGCAUUAUCGACUGGGUACAGCUUCGCGAAUGGCACCGGCAACGCGACUCUUACCUAAACUCUACUCAAGAGAGCGAUGUUCAGUCGCAGACUGCCGCCUUUUUCAUCUGGAUGAUCUAUGCAAUUGGUGCCCGAUUUGUCCCUGAGCUGGGCCAAGAGAGCUCCGAAGCGUACUUCGCCAGAGCAAGCAAAUACCUUCCGAUCGUGAUUGGACUACAAGACAUAUUCACAGUGCAAGCACUGCUGUGCAUGAUACAGUACUGCUUCCGAGCACCCAAGGGACCUUCACUCUGGGACCUGACUAGAACGGUGAUGAAUCUCUGCAUUAAAUUACGAUAUCAUCGUUCCUUGAGGAACAUGAAGAGCAUGGAAAAGCUCGAUCCGCUAGCGAUCGAACUUCGCAAAAGAUUCUGGUGGUGUGCAUAUUGCUUCGAUCGAUGUGUCUCCAUGCUCUCCAAGCUUCCGUUCAGCAUUAGAGAUACAGACAUAGAUGUAGAAGAGCCCGUCAACAUUGAUGAUGCAUGCACGGAUCACGUUCUGAUACAAGACAUGCAACAACGGCAGGCGAACGGCGGUUCAGCAGCAGCUACUAGUGUGACGACGAUGAGUUCGGCCCUGCAGCAUUUAAAGAUCUAUCGCAUUCGCUCCGCUAUAACCUCAAGAUUCAUGGGACCCUCAGCCGAAGUUCCGUCAUACAGCGAUGUGCAAACAUUUCUUGCUGAGUUAAAUGAGUGGAAAGAUCAGUUUCCGAAGAGAGGGGAAUCACCGUGGUCCCCACAACAGCCUCCAGAUCGCGUUCAAGCUACUUAUCUGCAAGCCGUACUUGUUCUCAUCCGGCCUGUCUUGCUGCAAGCAGACCUCGAUCCGCCCCUUCUAUCUCUUUGUGCAAGCUUUGCUGCUGAAGCAUGCGAGAGCGGACGCACUUUGAGCCUCGACAGCCAGACAUUCCCGGAUCGUAUCACGGUGUUUCAUUGUUUUUUCUGCGGUGUCACGCUCCUUCAGUGUUUGGCUGUUGAUCCGAAGGCGCUUCCUAGAAGACGUACUCAUCAGGCAAUCAGUUCUUGCCUGAGUUCAUUGACGGUAUACAGCCGAGCACUGCCAGCAGUCACGCCUUUCUUGCACCUCUAUGACGAACUCGCGAACUGUUUCUUUGGAAACGAGGACGAUGAAACUCCUCCAGGGCCCAAUCCUGAUUUGAGGAAAUUGCUGAAGCAGGUUGUUCUGAGUGAUCCAUCCGAGACUCCUGAACUUCUACGCUCUCUGCGACCAUGUACCACAGAAAGGACUGAAGCUGCCGAGGGACAAAUACAAGACGAAAGCCGCACACUUUCUCGGGCAGGUGGCAGUGGACAGAGCCUUCCAGCCAAUACAUUGCCGCACACGCCACAAGAAGAAGUCGGCUUCUUGGAAGGCAAUCCGCAUCAGUUCGGCAUGUUUGAUCUGGACCUUCCUGACCUUGAUAAUUUGCUGUACGAUAUUACCAAUCCAGACGUGAGCAGUCUCUGGAGCAGCACCUGGCCUGACAGUUGGUCUGUAAUGUAG
This is a messenger RNA of Zasmidium cellare ATCC 36951, 2124 nucleotides long. RefSeq lists its product as uncharacterized. Gene Ontology annotation, biological process: positive regulation of transcription by RNA polymerase II; DNA-templated transcription. The record is from RefSeq and is a predicted model, not a curated record. Gene Ontology annotation, molecular function: DNA-binding transcription factor activity, RNA polymerase II-specific; sequence-specific DNA binding; zinc ion binding. NCBI's taxonomy places the organism in Eukaryota, Fungi, Ascomycota, Dothideomycetes, Mycosphaerellales, Mycosphaerellaceae. The transcript has 8 exons. The coding region runs from base 1 to 2124 and encodes 707 amino acids.